Molecule: messenger RNA, 2136 nt
Organism: Schistosoma rodhaini
Lineage: Eukaryota; Metazoa; Platyhelminthes; Trematoda; Strigeidida; Schistosomatidae
Source: the annotation of a GenBank genome assembly
AUGAGCAAGAAAAGUCGUCGUCAUCAUCAAAAUACUGAAAGAACUACCUUUCAAAACUUAUUAACCAAAGGUAAAUCUCAUAAAUCCAAUACAAAUACAAUUACAAUUCAACAUUCAAAUAAUUCUGAUAUAAAUCAGAAAAACUUCGAACAGAAAAAAUUGAAAGUCGUCCCUCGGAAGUUUCAUUACAUCAUGAAUAAAAGAUUUCUAUUCACUUGUUUAUUAAUAUUAUUCCUUUAUUUAUGUAUUGUAUUAAUCAAAUCUACAAUCAUUGAGGAUAAAUUCAAUCAUGAUGAGAAUGAGAUUGAUGAAAAACGAUCCAAUUCACUAUAUAUGACAUUAAAUUCUAUUAGAGAGAUCAAUGAUCAAGAUAUCAGUUAUGAAUUAAAUAAUGAAUAUGAUUUACAACAGAAAAUAUCUUUAUUGAAAAAUUCAAAUCAUUUAAUGCCAACAUUAUGUAUUGGUGUAUUAGUUCGUAAUAAAGCUCAUACAUUACCAUAUUUCUUAAAUGGUAUAGAAAAUCAACAAUAUCCAACGAAACGUAUUACACUUAUCUUUUAUGUUGAUAAUACCAUUGAUUCAAGUGAGAUAAUAUUAAAUAAAUGGAUUCAAUGUAAUAAAGAUAAAUAUCAUAGAAUAAUUUUAGAGGUGAAUACAACUAAGUCCGAAUAUGAACAUUUGAGUAAAAUGUGGACUCUAGAUCAUUAUUUACAUGUUAUAAGUUUACGUCAGAAAUUAUUAGAUGAAGCACGUAAUAUCUGGGCUGAUUUUUAUUUAUCUAUUGAUGCUGAUGUGAUACUUAUGAAUCCAUUAACUAUUGAACAUUUAAUAAAUGUCAUGCUUGAUUCAACAAUAUCUAAAUCUAAUUUAAAUCAUAAAAUGGAUGAAAAUAUAAUUAUUUUGGCACCAUUGAUGAAUUGUACAUCAUCUGAACAUUAUUCUAACUUUUGGGGUGCUAUGUCUGAAGAAGGUUACUACCUACGUUCAGAGCAUUAUUUUGAUAUACAAAAACGUCGUAUACAAGGUGUAUAUCCUGUAGCAAUGGUACAUUCAAUAUUUUUAGUUAAUUUACAAUUUUAUCAAUCUGAACAAAUUGGUUAUUCUCCUGCACCAAUAAAUUACACAGGACCAAUUGACGAUAUUAUCAUAUUUUCUAGAUCAGUACAACGUGCAGAAAUUGAUUUCUAUUUAGAUAAUACACAGUUUUAUGGAUAUAUUCCAUCACCAGUUGAAGAACAAGAUCUUGGAUUAUAUUCAAAAGAUUUAAAUAAUGCAUGGCUUUUACGUGAACAAGAUCUAUUUGUUCAUUUACGUUUACAAGCAAUUAUUGAUCAAGAAGAUAAACAAAGAGUUAUGCCUUCAGAAUGUUUAUUAAAUAUUGCUGAAAAUCAAUUACCGAAAUCAAAUAAAUUAAAUUUUGAUGAAAUUUAUUUUAUUAAUUUAUUGAGACGUCCAGAUCGUCGACAAAAAAUGGAAUAUAUGCUUCAUCAAUUAGGUAUAAAUGCUAAACAUUAUGCAGCUAUUGAUGGAAAAGAUUUAACUAUGAAACAUUUUGAUGAAUUAGAAAUUAAACAACUUCCAGGUUAUACAGAUCCUUAUCAUAAUCGAUCAUUAAAAUUUGGAGAAAUUGGUUGCUUUUUAAGUCAUUAUAAUAUAUGGAUGGAAAUGAUUAACAAUGGUUAUAAUCGUAUAUUAAUUCUUGAAGAUGAUCUACGUUUUGCUCCUGCUUUUGUUCGUAAUUUAAAUAAAGUUAUUAAAGAAGCAGAUGAUAAUGUUGCUAAUUGGGAUCUACUUUAUAUUGGUCGUAAAAGAAUGUCAAAAUCUGAGAAACGUGUACCAAAUACAACUAGUUUAACAUAUCCUGAUUAUACUUAUUGGACACUUGGUUAUAUUUUAAGUAGAAAUGGUGCCGAGAAAUUAAUUAAACAAAAACCUUUAAAAAAAUUAAUUGCUAUUGAUGAAUAUCUUCCAGUUAUGUUUAAUAAACAUCCUAGAAAAGACUGGUUAGUUCAAUUUGAACCACGUGAUUUAAUUGCUUUAUCCGCUGAACCAUUAUUAGUUGAACCACAAAGGUAUACAGGUGAAAAACGUUAUAUAUCUGAUACAGAAGAUUCAGAAAUUUUCUAUACUACUUAA